Molecule: messenger RNA, 3527 nt
Organism: Carcharodon carcharias (great white shark)
Lineage: Eukaryota; Metazoa; Chordata; Chondrichthyes; Lamniformes; Lamnidae
Product: eosinophil peroxidase-like
Exons: 15
Coding region: 83-2512 (809 amino acids)
Biological process (GO): response to oxidative stress
Molecular function (GO): peroxidase activity; heme binding
Source: RefSeq, a predicted model, not a curated record
AUUAAGGCCUGGAAUACCAGUUGUCUAAGCCUCUGGAUUCAGAAGCAUUGCAGGUGUGAUUCAUGGUGCCAUCCCUAUAAAGAUGAUACCCAUGUGGUUCCUGAGCAUGUCCCUCAUGGGAUUUCUCCUGAUUGAGAUUGAUGGAGUUCCAGCAGAUUCUGAGGGUGCUGUGGGCAGUGAGUUCAAGCAAAGUUCUCUGCAGGAAGCAAUCAAAAUGAUCGACCAAUUGUACAAAGAGCCCAGAGAUGGUGAAGGAAAUAUUAAUAAAGCAUCCCUAAAAUCUUUAGACCUCCUAAGCUUCUUCAAGCAGCUUGCAGCAGCAACCAGAAUGGAACAAUCUGUUGAUGCUAAGGAGAUUGCAUUGAAACUCAUCCAAUUCCACCUCAACAUAUCAGAUGGUAUGACGCACACCACAGAGUGUUCAGGAAUUGUCCAACCCGCUGUCUGCAAGAAUGACUGUUGGUCCAACCGAUAUAGAGCCAUCAAUUCCUACUGCAACAACAGGAGGGCCCCUUAUCUGGGGGUAACUAAUAAGGCUCUUGCCCGCUGGCUCCCAGCUCAAUACGAGGAUGGAUUUUCACUUCCAAAGGGCUGGAUAGAAGGGAAGCUAUAUUCUGGAUUCCCCCUGCCACUGGCCCGAGAGAUUUCCAACAAAAUCCUGAAAACGUCCAUUAAAGACAUCGUUCCAGAUUCCAAAUGGAAUCAGAUGUUUGUGCAGUGGGGGCAGUGGAUUACUCAUGAUGUGAGUUUAAUUCGUCCAUCUCACAACGUUGAGACCUCCAGCAAUGGCAUCAACUGUGAAAAGUCUUGUGUGCAAAGAAACCCUUGUUUCCCAAUUAAGGUACCUUAUGACGACCCACGGAUUACAGACAGCCAUCAGUGCAUACCAUUCAUCAGAUCAGCUCUUGUGUGCCCCUCAGUGUUUACAGGCAUGAAUACAUGCGAGCAGAUCAAUAUGCAGACAUCCUACAUUGACGCCAGCAAUAUUUACGGCAACACAGAAUACCAGGAAAAGAAACUCAGAGAUUUCACCAGUGACCAGGGUCUGUUGAUGGUCAAUCCAACCUUUUCGGAUGACAGACUGAAAUACCUGCCUUUCACAAGCUAUAGGCAGAAGAGCCCUUGUGCUGUGAUCCACAACAGCUCCUCUUGCUCUGGCAUAAGCGUUCCCUGUAUGUUAGCUGGUGAUGACCGUGCAAAUGAAAACCUGGGACUGCUCUCUGUUCACACGCUAUUUCUACGGGAACACAAUCGUUUAGCAAGAGAGCUGAAGAAGCUGAACCCACACUGGAGUGGAGAAACAAUCUACCAGGAGGCGAGGAAAAUCAUGGGAGCAUUUCAACAGAUUAUAAAUUACAGGGACUAUGUUCCCCUCGUAAUUGGUAAGGAUGCAACAGAGAAAUAUCUCCCUCAAUACCAAAGCUACAAUGAGUCUGUUGAUCCCAGACUCUCUAAUAUCUUCACUACAGCCGCAAUGCGCUUUGGGCAUGUCACGAUCCAGCCAAACGUGAAACGUUAUAAUGAAAAAUACCAGGAUGUAUCGAAGUAUUCCAGCAUGCUCCUGCAUGACACCUUCUUUGCUCCAUGGAAUUUAAUUGAGGAAGGUGGAAUUGAUCCAAUCUUUCGAGGUAUGCUUGGUUACCCUGCCAAACUGCAGACCCAAAGCUCCAUGAUGUCAGAUGAACUGCGUGAGAAGCUGUUUGCAGCACAGCAUCAUAUAGCCCUGGACCUGUCUGCCAUAAACAUACAGCGCUCUCGAGACCAUGGGCUCCAAGGUUACAAUGCUUGGCGAAGGUUCUGUGGACUUUCUGAGCCCCAAGAUAUUGUUGCUCUUUCUCUCAUCCUUAACAAUAUGGACCUAGCAAUUAAUCUCCUCAACUUGUAUGGAACUCCAGACAACAUCGACGUGUGGGUGGGGGGUAUCUCCGAACCCUUCGUGGAAGGUGGCAGGGUGGGCCCUUUGUUCGCUUGUUUGAUAGGACAACAAUUCAAGAAUCUGAGAGAUGGAGACAGAUUCUGGUGGGAAAAUGAGGGGGUUUUUACUGCCAGACAGCAGCAGGCUCUUUGGCGAAUGUCAUUCUCCAGACUAAUCUGUGAUAACACCGGGAUUGAAGAACUCCCUCAGGAUGUGUUUAGGUACAUGCCAUACCCAGAAGGAUAUGUCAGAUGUAAUCAGAUUUCACGAGUAGACCUGAGUACCUGGAAAGAGAAGACUAAUGUGACACCCUGUGGCUCCAUUCCCACUGUCGCUCAUGCCCAUUUCUCAAUCUGUAAAUCCUCGGUCAGGUACACCUGUAAGUCAGGAUUCAAGCUGGAGGGAGGAGAUGUGAUAAAAUGUCUGAGUGACGGACAGUGGAAUAGUGCACCACCUAGCUGUACAGAAGUUUCUGGAAGCUUGGAGGGAAUAACGGACUCAAAAGGAGGUAAAAGUGCACCCAGUUCAGCAGAAUCCAAAGAAGAUACAGAUUUUCCUUAUGACAGUACCGAGUUUGGUUCAGAAGUUGACGCUUGAGCUACAGCCUAAGGCCAAAAGUUGCUUAACUGUGAAGCAAUAAGGGAGGGUGUGCACUGGAUGGUGAUAAGAUUUAUCAUUCUUUAGUGUAAAUAUAAAAAGUCAAUGUGUGUUCUCUGCCCAGGUGCAGUAGGUGGAGUGAGACUUCCCAUUCUCUACUCUAUGUCCUUUGGCAAUACAUUCUGUCACUGGAUCAAUAUCCUCUGAUUCCAGUCCUCAUACUUCUUGUUUAUUUGAUCCUGCGGCAUGAGCAACAAUGGCAAGGCAAUAUUUAUUUCCCUUGCCCUUGAGAAGGUGGUGGUAAGUGUUCAUCCCUUUCUGUCCCUGGCCCUCUUGCAGAGGAUUGAUUCCAAACAGCCAUGGAGAGAGAUGGCUUUAGUCCCUCAUGGACUAUGGCUAAUUACCAUUACCAUGGUGUGCAGGGCAGGGUGUUUUAUAAAAUAUUUUCUCUGAAGAUGGUAUUCUAUUGCAUGAAAUCAACCACCACUGCCCCCUCCCACCCCAACUACCCCUAACUCACCCCAGAACCUUCCAAACCAAUAAGGCAUUUGUGGCUCUUGAAACUGUACAACGUAAGUGUUGGACUUUCUGGGCAUGACAUUCCAGUGCAGUAACCAGAAAUGCUGCAUUUUCAGACAUGUUUUUAUUUUGAUGAUUGUAUGUUAAACUGACAGUUUUACCAUCAUUACGACUAUCAGUUCCAGGCCACUGAACUUCACCGACUGCUUGUGAUAAUUGGCUCUAUGCAAAUUGGCUGUUUCAUUUGGCUGUUUUGGAGCCUUCAUAAUAGUAACUGCAGUUCAAUUCAGUGUGAUGUCCAGAGGACUGCAAUAAAAGUAAGAUCUUUCCAAUAACUACAGACAUUAUUGUAAAUCAGUAAAGUGUUUUGGUGUUUUAAUGUUAACUUGUUCCCAGCUAAUGCUCUGACACUCUAAUCAGAUCAUUGUUGACACUUCUUUUGCUGUGAUAACCUUUGCUUGUGUAGAAUCAUUGAAAUAAAGUAGCAGCAACCAAA